This is a messenger RNA of Selaginella moellendorffii, 616 nucleotides long. Its product is annotated as photosynthetic NDH subunit of subcomplex B 3, chloroplastic. The transcript is spliced from 4 exons. Gene Ontology annotation, biological process: P450-containing electron transport chain. The record is from RefSeq and is a predicted model, not a curated record. Gene Ontology annotation, molecular function: 2 iron, 2 sulfur cluster binding. The coding region runs from base 22 to 561 and encodes 179 amino acids. Gene Ontology annotation, cellular component: mitochondrion. Lineage: Eukaryota; Viridiplantae; Streptophyta; Lycopodiopsida; Selaginellales; Selaginellaceae.
UUUUCUCCUUUUUGCUCUUCUAUGGCUGUCUCACCCGCAUUCUCCAUAUGCCAAUGCGAGUUUUCAAGUCCUUUGCGAUUCAUUCCAAGGAAGAAAGCCAGGCCAUUGUUCUCAAAUCUACAAGAUGGUAGUGAGCAGCCAAGCAGCGAGCCAGCAGCGAUAGAGCUCGAAUUUUUGGGGGUAAAAAAGCAUCCAAACUUCAGCAAUUUCCAAGGUUUUUUUCUGUGUGUGUGUGCUGUGCAGCCCGAUGGCAAAGGGGAUGUGUUGAAAACGAGUGUCAAGAGCGGCGAGAAGGUGCUCAGGAAUGUGAUGCGCGAGAACAAGCUCGAGCUCUACGGAUUGUACGGCAAGCUGAUGAACUGUGGAGGGGGUGGCAGCUGUGGAACUUGUAUUGUGGAGAUUUUAGAGGGACAAGAGCUGCUAAGUCAGCCAACCAGUGCUGAAAAGAAGCAUCUCAAACAGAAGCCUGGUACUUGGAGGCUGGCUUGCCAAACAAUUGUUGGAGAUAAGUCUAAUGCUGGCAAGGUGGUUGUUCAGAGAUUACCACAGAAGAAGAAAUAGAUUCCAAAAGUUUCUUUCUAUACCUGCACAUAAAUUUCCAAUUUGUUUUUCAAAA